Adineta ricciae is the source of this 1398-nucleotide messenger RNA. The record is from the annotation of a GenBank genome assembly. Lineage: Eukaryota; Metazoa; Rotifera; Eurotatoria; Adinetida; Adinetidae.
AUGUUUGAAACAAAAUAUAUAUUGUUUUGGUUAAUUAUAUCAGCUUUCUUUGGAGGUAUCGCCAUUUUACUGGGCAUAAGUAAUGAUGGGCUCAGGCCGAAAUCAACAUCCGUUGUUUGUGCUUCUCAAGGAAAAGAAUUCUUCCCAAAAAAUAGUCGUUUCUUGGUAACAAAACGUUCGGGAGCCUAUGACUACAAUCUUCAGCCAUCCUGUUGGUUGCCAGAUUGUAAAAAGAUAAAUAAUCAUUUGGCUUUUAGACAAUGUUCAAACUCGUUUGCCAAUGACUGGAACGUCUUGGGAGUGAAUAGUAUGGAAAGAUAUCUUGAUGGCCAAUGGAAUACACUUCCUGGAUAUAAUAUUAAAAGCUUAGAAGAUGCUAUCUGGUAUUUUACGAACGCAACAACCGUGGAACCAUCUUGUGCGCAAGCUUGGAUGAACCUUGCUAUCGCAUCAAUGGAAAGCCUUUUUUACUCUUCGUCUUUGACCGCAUUCUCUAAGGCUUUUGAAUUGUUUGAAGAAAAGUCUGAUUUGGCAACUGUUCAGCUUUUCUGGGGACUCACCGAAGAAAGUCAAGGAAACAAGGAAUCUGGAUUUUCUCGUUAUGAUGAAUCAAGAACUCUUGAUGUUGAAGUAGAGAGACGUUAUUGGGGAAUUGCUAUGGUCUCCACCUAUCGUCAGGAACUGAAUAAUUAUGGAAGUAAGGAACCACUCGAUGCGCUCCGAUCCUUUGGAACUUUUGCCUAUUUUUCCCCCACUUCUAUUGGAGAAUGGGCUUUGUUGAUGCCUGGAACUCAAGAUUGGUUCUUGGAGAAUCGUUACAUUAUUCUAAGAAAGAUAUUGCCUCCUUUCAUUCUUAAUGCUGUCUCAAAGUACUAUCGUGAAUUGAUUGAUCAUAAUGUUUUAGAGCUCGGGGAUGUUCAGUCCAAGAGAUAUGUUGCUUAUAAUGAUAGAGUUGGAAGAUUCCUGCAGAAUCAAUUAACUCAACUCGUCAGAUCUAUUAUUGCGCAUAAUGCAAAGCCAAGUUGUACUUAUUUUGGAGGUUACGUUUCUGGAGCGACGCUUGAGGCUCAUACUGACAGAGCUCAAUGUGAGUUUACCAUUUCGAUGAAUGUUGAACACUAUCCUCAUAAUCGUACAUGGUUAUUAUCACUUGACAAGGACCCUCUAUUUGACAAGGACCCUCUGCUUGACAAAACAAUGAAUACAGAGAGACAUGCAAAUGUCAAAACAACUGACGAAUCUAAAAUCGUUCAUGCUGAUCUCUAUGCUGGUGAUGGAUUCUUAUUCAUGGGAAGACAUCUUAUUCACUUCAGAACUGGAGCUUUACCUGAAGGAGAAUGGACAAAUCAACUUUUUAUGCAUUUUGUUCAAGAAGGAUACGAUGGAGACUUGAAUUAA